UUCGGACACGUUAUUCCUACGUUUGGGGAAGACAUGUUAAAAGAUAUUGAUGGAUCCCAUAGACAUAAUAAGAGUGAACAUCCAGGCAAAUGUGCUGCACUACGUCUCGUAUUCGGAUGUGGUCCAUCUGAUGUUCAAGCAGAAGAGGAUUGCGGGCUUCUACUACGGCAUUCGUGGUGCACUGCUGCGGUGUACGGUUCAGACCGGGACAAAGUAUGCAUUGUACUGGCUGAAGGACAACGAGUACUUGCUGAUACUGGAGCCAUACGACACCUCCACAGUGGCGGGCAUAAGCGGAUUAGGCGGCGGCCUGCUCUCAACGCCAUUUGCCAAGGUGGCAAUAGUGCGGCAGGCCGAUCUAACCCGCCGUCCCUUCUUGCAGCGCAAUUAUAGAGACCCCUGGAAGGCUCUCAAGUGCAUGUAUGGUAAGAGUGGAAUGUCCUUCCUCUUCAGUGGAUGCGAGCUGCAUGCUUUCACCACCGGAGCGGUGGCAGCGCUCUACGCACCUGUACACGAUUGGGUGUCGGAUAUGCUUUUGAAACUCCACAGAAUUCGUGAUGAGGAUUGGGUCAUCGAUCUGAUGGCAAUGACGAUAACGAGCAGCAUCAUAUCAUUAAUCCUGACGCCAGUAGAAGCGGUAAAAACGGUGGUCAUGAAUUCUUGCUUCAAGAAGUUCCCCUCGAAGACGCAUCUCUGCCUCAAAAUCAUUCAGUUGCACGGCUACAGAGGAUUCUUUCUGGGUCUGCGGCCGGCUCUGAUUGCGAUACUGCCACAUGCGAUCAUAGCAACACUCACUUAUCCAUUAAUUGCCGAUUAUUUCAUCAGUUAAAUUUUCGUU
Molecule: messenger RNA, 838 nt
Organism: Drosophila persimilis
Lineage: Eukaryota; Metazoa; Arthropoda; Insecta; Diptera; Drosophilidae
Product: mitochondrial RNA-splicing protein MRS4
Exons: 3
Coding region: 50-829 (259 amino acids)
Biological process (GO): phosphate ion transmembrane transport; malate transmembrane transport; succinate transmembrane transport
Molecular function (GO): succinate transmembrane transporter activity; thiosulfate transmembrane transporter activity; sulfate transmembrane transporter activity
Source: RefSeq, a predicted model, not a curated record